Messenger RNA from Lymnaea stagnalis (great pond snail), 3765 nucleotides. The record is from the annotation of a GenBank genome assembly. Lineage: Eukaryota; Metazoa; Mollusca; Gastropoda; Lymnaeidae.
GUGAUACAAAGAGCACCACAGACAUGGAUAAGAAAACCCGCCAGACCCGGAGUUCUGGUAAGCUAAUUUCUGGUAACUUAAAUUUUUAUGGGUGACUUACGGAAAGGGAUAUUUUGUUUUGGGAAUGGCAAUCUGAUGCUUAGAUCUCUGGCCCGCCCGCAUAGUUCAAGUUGGUUUUUUACUCAAUUGUUUUUAAAAUAGAUUUUCCCUUACACUAAUUGUGCUAUCACUCUUAAAAAAAUGAACAAAGCAACAACUCCAGCCAUGCAUAGUUCUUGUAAAAAUAAUUAAAAUUAUGUAUUAUCUAUCGAUAUUUCUUUGAAAAAUGUUGAUUUUCAUUCAAUACUGAUUUGGGAGAAAUUAGAAAUAGUGUAAAUAAUCUAUUAAUAUUUGUUUGUCCCCGUGUAAUUUGAGGUCCAUAUGUAUAAGAGACCUAGGCCUAUUGGCCCCCAUGUAGUUGGAGGACCAUAUGUAUAAGAGACCUAGGCCUAUUGGUCCCCAUGUAGUUUGAGGUCUAUGUUUAUAAGAGGCCUAGGCCUAUUGGCCAAAGCUCAUUCCCGCCUAAGAUACGACCUGACAAGCAAGACCAUCUUUUUCCCAGGGAGUUCUCAGCCCACCAGCAAGAAAGCCAGUAUCCUUUCUCGUGCAGCAACGUCCUCUUCGCCGGCACCGCACUCACAACCACCAGCAACACAACAUCUGUUACCAGCGUCUCAAUCGCAACUAUCAGGACCGCAGCAGCAGCAGCAGCAACCACAUCACCCACAAGCUCCGGCAUCCGCUGGCUCCACCAUCACCACCCCCACCACCACCACCACAGACGUGCUUGUAUACAUAAGAGGACAGCAGAGGGACCAGCCCCUGGCAGCACAGCUGACCCUUACGCAGCAGAUUGUUGACCCUAGUGUUCUCAAAGUAUGUGGUAAUAGUGUCACUGCAUAAUGUGUUGCACUAAUGUUGUGCUCUACAAAUGUUGGUAAACAGUAUGAUGUACAGCAUUAGUCAACACUGCUGUACCAGUGUUUGUAUACACUGCUGUAUCAGUGUUUGUAUACACUGCUGUACCAAUGUUUGUAUACUGCAUGUUGUACCAAUGUUUGUUUACAGUGUGUUGUACCAAUGUUGUAAACUGUAAGUUGUAAAGCAUUUGUUAACACUGAUGAGGUCCAUGUGGUUCUAAUAUUAAAAUUUGUAACCAUUAAUAUCUGUAACAGUGUGGAUAAACAGUGUGUUGUUUCAGUGUGUAUAAAUGAUGUGCUGUACCAGUGUGCAUAAAUCGUGUGUUGUUACAGUGUGUAUAAAUGAUGUGCUGUACCAAUGUGGAUAAACCGUGUGUUGUUUCAGUGUGUAUAAAUGAUGUCCUGUACCAGUGUGGAUAAACCAUGUGUUGUUUCAGUGUAUAUAAAUGAUGUGCUGUACCAGUGUGGAUAAACCGCAUGUUGUUUCAGUGUGUAUAACUGAUGUGCUGUACCAGUGUGGAUAAACCAUGUGUUGUUUCAGUGUGUAAAAAGGAUGUGCUGUACCAGUGUGGAUAAACAGUGUGUUUUAUCAAGUGUAUAUAAACAGUGGGUUACAUCGGUGUUUUUACACAUGGUCCUGGUGUUAGUACAGGUAGGCCUACUUAUAUUUCUACCCAUUUUGCAGAAGAGCAAGACCUGUCCAUAUUUUGGCUGAUAUGUACCUAUGUAAAUAUUAGGUAUAACUUAUGACUCACGCACAAUGGAGCUAUUAUCUAUUGUGGGAUAGCAAUAACCUCAGGGUGGUGUUUACUUUAUCAGCUGUAUGACAUUGUUAGAUGAUUUAUACAUUGCCAAACAGGUUCCUGUAAUUUAAUAUGUUUUAGAGAUGGUGAAGUUAAGUGAAGUAAAAUUAAAAUGAAUAAUAAAGAUAGGAAGUACCAUUUAUGUUGUACAUUGCCAUUGAUGAUGAGGACAGGGUUAAGAUUUGUUUGAUGAAAUGUAUUGCUUAUUGUUCUCUAUAUAGUGGAGUGUCUGUGUGUUUGUGGGGCUUUCUACCUCGCGAAGUGUGUGUCUCUUUGUGGGGGUCAACAACAGCUUCCUGUAGCAAGUUGCAGCCAACUAUCGCAGACCAGCAAUUUAGUGAAACAGAGUUUAGAUACAAUUUACCAAGGGAGUCGAGCUGGUGGCUUUGUUAGAUGAUCAAAGGGUGGGGUAGGGGGGGAGGGGGGUGACUGUGCAUGUCACCCAUAUAAAUAAAGAGUUUAUAAAUAUAAAGAAGUUGAAUUACUGCAAUUUUAAGACAUUCAUCUUGUAAAUAAUUUUAGUACCAUCCAAAGCACCCCCCCCCCUCCCGUGUCAAGUGAUACCAAGUAUCAUUUGGUACAAUUAUAUCCUCAGGUGUCAAGUGAUACCAAGUAUCAUUUGGUACAAUUAUAUCCUCAGGUGUCAAGUGAUACCAAGUAUCAUUUGGUACAAUUAUAUCCUCAGGUGUCAAGUGAUAAAAAAUACCCGUCAGAGGCAACUCCAACCACAUCACAAGGGCAGCUGGUCAUCUUGUCAUCUACAGAUCAGCAGCAGACAGCUGAAUUCCAGCAAGAUGAGCAGCGGACCCAGUCAUCUUCAGCACCGCCCGAUUUGGUAUCAGAGCCCAAAAGAGAGUCCAGGGGUGGUCAGAUACGUGACCGAAGGCCAACUCGCUCCCUGGAAGCUUUGUUCAAGGUGAUUGGAAUAGUUGUUAUCUGUGGCCUACCCAGAGAGUCGGGAAGGGGUGACACCCCCCCCCCCCUCCGGGGCAUCACUUUUGGGAUUUAUAUAUUAGAUGAUGUAAUUGACUUCUGUCAGUGUGUCAGGGGGCACACAUUUGGGACUAUGCCCCCACGUGUCAUUUUAGUCAAGAUAACCCACUGGUUGUUAUUGGUGUUGGUGUACAAAUUAUUUUAGUGCUCCAGGAUAACUGCACAUGGGAAACACAUUUUGUAGAGAGGGUCCAUUAUAGUUUGAAGUUUUUAUAAAAAAAAAACAACAACUUUGAAUUAAUAAUACAUGUUAUUAGGUUUCUAUAAAUAUACACAUUGAAAUAAUAAUAAUAUUAGGUAAAUGCACAUGGAUUUCAUAAGAUGAGGUAAAUAGUAAUUGAAUUAAUAAUGUUAAGGUUUCCAUAGAAAUAAACAUUGAAUGAAUAUAUUAGGUUCAUAUAAUGGUGCACUCAGAAACAAAUCAAAUUAGCUUAAGAAGUACAUGCAAUGUGAAUGAUUUAUUUUGGCUGUAUUUUAUUGAAGUCUGCAUAUAUAUCAACUAGGGUUUAAGGUUCAAGGUCAUACGUCUAAACUAGGUCAUCAAUCUUAUAUUUUCCCAUUGUAGUUCUUUAAAAAAAUUCAUUCAAAUUUAAUUUGUAGAAAUAAUUCUGUAUGUCACAAGAUCAAUAACAUUUACAUUAAAAAAAUCUUCAAUACAAUUUAAGGCUUGUAAUUUUCUGAAAGUUAUUAAGUCUUUUCACACGUUUGAAUAUUUUAAUAAAUCUUUCUGAUGGAUGUCUGUACCUGUGUGGUUAGAUUAUUUUUUUGCUACCCAUAUUUCAUUAUAUACAUCUAUUUGUCUAUAUACAUGUCUCUCUAUAUAUAAAUAUACCCAUUUGUUAAAAAACUGUCUAAACCUUUAGUAAAAAAUUUUUUAUGGUACCCAUCUAUAGGUUACAGACUCAGAGUUACAAAAUAUGAGAGAAGACCCACCAACAUCAACCCCCAGUCCAGCACCUGUUAAUGUGACAACCGAGCAAACACAAAGCUACAUCGUCCUCAAUGACCUG